AGGAAAGAGAACUUGGAGCUGAUGGAGAAACUAGAGAAGUCCAUGUUGGAGAGUCUGUCCAGCGACAUCCGACUGAUGAACGAACUCCCCGCCACCAAAAAACUGGCCGAGCUCAAAAAACAGUACGACGAAACACUGGAUAGCCAAGAGCGAGUCGAGUCUAACGAGGCCACAAACACCAGGAACCGAGAGUUGUCGCGCGAGUUUGCACGGAGGGGAGCAGUGUGCUUCCAUGUGAUGCAGUACUUACGCGAGGUGAACCCUCUAUACCAGGUCUCCUACCAUCAGUUCCAGCAGCUCUACGACUCCGCCAUUGCCCACUCUGAGAGAGCUCAGAGAGCAGAGGAAACUCUGGAGAAGAUCACACACAUGGCGUACACUACAUUUGCCCGGGGUCUGUUGGAGAGAGACAGAUUCAUAUUCACCCUGCUGCUGGCUAUUGAGGUUGAGGAUUCUCUUGGUAACAUAGGACCGGGUGAGCGAGAAUUCCUGGUCUCUCCAAACUACAGCGCAGUAGUCAUGACUAAACUUGGCUUCACCCAACCCCCAGACAGCAAGAUUGUCCAGAUGAAGAAGCCGUUCGACUGGAUGCACGACGACCAGUUCCACAACCUCCAGGUUCUCGCCACGCACUUCGAGUGGUUCCAGGAGAAAUUCGAACGCAUGCCUAAAGAUGGCCGCGAGAUGGAGUGGAGGAUGCUGUGUGAUAACGUAGAGAAGGAGCCGGAGAACAUGCCCCUCCCCGACAAGAUGGACAGCAAGGACUUCGCCCCCAUGAAGCGGCUGCUGGUGGUGCGUGCGGUCAGGAGCGACCGUCUAAUGCAGGCCUCCACCGUAUUCAUACACAGGGUGCUCGGCAAGAACUGGUCUAAUGUAAAUUUAAAGAAGGACUAUAGUGGCAUUCUCCAGGGCCCAGAGCAGGAUUACACGGGGUACUAUGGUGACAUGGGACUGGACCUGUCGGUGAUGUACAAACAGAGCGCCCCUGUCCCCCCCUCCACCCUCUCCCUCCCCAUCCUCCUGCUCUACUCCUUCGAGGCAAAGGCCGCCCAGAGCCGUUUUCUGGACUUCUCCGGGCGGCGACAGGCACCGCGACUGAUGGUCACCAUCACGGACAACUCCCAGGCCACGCGCAGCAAGGUCAGGAAAACCAUCAGGAAGGCCAUCGCAGAGGGAUCCUGGGUGUACCUCCAUAAUGCUCACAAUGCGCCCAACGUCCUGAACAGUCUCGAGUCAUUCCUGGUGGAGAAGCCCAACCCCGAGGGAUUCCGCCUGUGGGUGGCGUGUCAGGCCGACCCCGAGGUCAUCCCAGUCAGACUGCUCCAGAACUCCAUCAAGGCUGUGGUUGAUACACCAAAGGUGAUGAAGGACAGCAUGAUUCGGUCGUUCUCCUGGUUUGAGCCUGACAUACUCAAACAGUCUUCACGCCCAGAGUGGCCAGUGAUGCUGCACAAUAUGUGCUUCCUCCACGCAGCCAUCCAGCUGAGGGCCAGGUUUGGACAGGGGGGCUGGAACUGUCCCCAGGACUUCUUCAACAUCGGCUACAGCUGUCUACAGGAGGCACUUGCCAUAGUUCAGAAUGAGUUCAAGGAACCACUGACCUCAGUGGCGCCCGACGGCUCCCAGAAUUCUCGCUCCGUCUCCUACAACGGCAUCAGAUACAUGGUCGCUGAGAUCGUGUACGGCAGUCAUGUGACGGACUUCUACGACCAGCAGAGUCUGUGUGCUAUGGUGGACUUCUGGCUGUCCUCAGGGGCCCUCAAGAGGGACUUCGAGGUCAAAGGACUGAAGUACCGUCAUCCACAAGCUUUCUUUAAUCCAAACGUUCGGCUGAACACCCUGAUCCAGGCACUAGAUAGCGCUCCGAAUCACAAUCUGGACGUUCCCGAGGGCUGUCACAUCCACCAGACCAUCGUGGAUGAACUUAGUGCGACCCUGCUUGGAGAUGACCAGUACGUGUUCACGCGGCUGAACAAGGUGUUCGACAGCAUGCCCUCUACGCUGACCCUGUCCCACAAGAUGUUCCCGCGACCACCCACCCCGUUCGACGGCCCAGCCCAGGCAGGAAUCAGUAAGACUAGUAAUAACCCAUCCGUGGUUCACCAGGGGGUCUUCUCCACCGCCAGCUACGCCACCCACAAAAUCCGCUUCAAGGACGUGGAGCUGUGGCAGAUCUGCAACGACCUGCUGCAGAAAACGCCCAAAAUCGGCAACAGUAGCAAGUCUUUCCGCGAGUUUGUUGUGGAGAAAAUCCGUAAGCUGCCAGGAGACUACCCCAUCUUUAAUGACUUCAUCAUGAAGGAGUGCGAGAUUCUACAUCAACUGUUGACUGAAGUCAGAAACACCCUCACAACAAUAAGGAACGCCUGUGAGAACAACGUGAUGGGUGACCAGUUGAGUGACCACUACCUGUCCGCCGCUGAUGACCUGUACCACCUGAGGAUUCCAAGGAUCUGGUGUAAGAUGACCGGCACCACAGCACCACCCUACACCUACAAUGCCGCCCAGUGGCUCCGAGAUCUGGAGGACCGCUGGAAACACUUUGAAAAAAUCCUCAGCAUGGGUAGAAAAGCAAUGCCAGCCUACUGGCUAGGAGCUUUUUUCAAUCCUAGAGGACUCUUAGCUUUGCUGAAGCAGGAGGCCAUCAAGAACUACUGUGGGGACAGGUCAGGCAACUUUGAACAGUUCACCUUUCAAACCGACACCACAUUCAGAGACUUUGGGCAUCUACUUCAACCUCCACCAGAGGGUGUCUACAUCCACGGAAUCCACCUAUGGGGCUGCUCCAUUGAGAAGACGACCAAUGAGUUCCAGGACCAGGCCUCACGCCAGGGAUACGCCCCUCUCCCCGUCCUCCAUCUCCAGUGCUACCCAGUCAACGAGAAGCCGGCCCUACAGGAGCCCUCCUUCCAGUGUCCCUUGUAUGCGUCCAGAAUUUCCCCACGUGACCCAAUCAUGGAAAUCGACAUUAAGAAGGAGGGAAUUCCGCCCAUGAGGUGGGCUCUGCGCGGACUGACUGCCACUAUAUGGCCGUAUUAAAUGACAAAGAACAAUGUAGUGUGACUUUGCUGGAGAGUUUUGAAUUUUCUCUCUAUAAAUUGUGAAUGUUUUAGUAGUGGUUUUGAUUAAAGUUAAUUGACUGGUAUAGAUCUGAUUUUCCGAGAUCUUUAGUAAAAAACUGUUGAUGGUUUUAUAUUAUUUAAAUGUGAUUCUUAUAUAUGUUUUUUUUAACUGGUAUGCAAUACAUUAUCAUAGCAUUAUGUAGCCAAAUCCCAUUCCAUGGUUUUAUCGCCUAUUAAUUUUGUUUAUGUGAAAAUCCGUCCAGUUGUGUUUCACACUGUGAUAAAAUAUAUAGGGAGGACUGUAGACUCCCUAAAGCCUAGCGAUUUAUUUAUAGAAUGUUGGUUUUCCUUGACAGUGAUGCAUUAAGUAUUUGUUUAUACCAUUGUUGAUAUUUUAUAUAUUUAAAAUAU
Molecule: messenger RNA, 3473 nt
Organism: Magallana angulata
Lineage: Eukaryota; Metazoa; Mollusca; Bivalvia; Ostreida; Ostreidae
Product: dynein axonemal heavy chain 5-like
Exons: 19
Coding region: 22-3039 (1005 amino acids)
Biological process (GO): microtubule-based movement
Cellular component (GO): dynein complex
Molecular function (GO): minus-end-directed microtubule motor activity; dynein intermediate chain binding; dynein light intermediate chain binding
Source: RefSeq, a predicted model, not a curated record